UCGUCAGCCCCAGAAUUCGAUCCCGGGGGGUCCAUGAUUUGUUAUCUAUUCUUAAUAAAUUGUUACAUUUGUCGCUUUAGUCGUCUCGCAUUCAAAUCGUCGUGAGCGCUGAGCCCCGUUCGAGCCGUUCUCGAUUUAAAUCUUCUGCUACUUUCUUGGCCGUUUUCUCGGGCUCUAAAUUCGAUCGAAUUUCAGAAGAAAUUUUGGGUUCUCUUUGCUGACAUUUGCAGGCGUGGGUCCGGAAUUCGGAUUUUUUUUCUCUGGCGUAACUUGUACUAUAGUGACCUUUUUUUUUACAGUGAAAUCAAACCUAAUUUAGGUAAACGCACCCAUCCCCUUAAGAAAGAGGGAGUGCCGUGGGCAAAAGAGGGUGGGGUAAAGAAGAACCAGUUGUACGAGAGGGACAGGUUUGAGAGGUUCGAACCCGUGACCGCAGAUGUAGUUGAGAUUCCGAUGGCUGCAAAAGAUCCAGUGCAGUUUGGCCUUUCCAAUAGCCGCGAAAGAUGCCUGAAAAGAUUGUAGCCUUAGAUUUAUCCUUUUCUGUUAAGGUCAAAAUUGAGUUAGGUUUGUAUCUAACUCACCCUGAAUCAGCCCUUGAUAUCUUUCAAGCUUUUGAGGAUAUUAUUGUACAGGCUGAAUCAGUACUGGAAUCUAUGCAAAUAUGCGGUCUUCAAGCUUUCUUUUGCUUCUUUCUCAGUCCCCCGUGCCGCUGCGCGAAGCCAGUAUCAAUGAUUCGUUAACUGUUAAAUCUUCUGACUCUUCUGGCCUGGGUCUGCCUCCUGUAAUGCCUGUGGAUGGCAACUUGAACACGUUUCGUCCAAGUCUUGCAGUCAUAAUCGCAGUUCUGGUUACUAUGUUUUCUCUUACGUUUCUCCUUCUCCUGUACGCGAAGCACUGCAAGCAAAACGCCAUGGCUGUAAUUUCGAGGGACGACCGCGGUUCGAAUCUCGGGGUUGAAAGGCAUAGGGUUUCAGGUGUGGAUCGUGCCGUGGUGGAAUCGCUGCCUGUUUUCAAAUUUUCGUCGCUCAAAGGAAUGAAGGAGGGUUUGGAAUGCGCAGUUUGCUUGAACGCGUUUGAAGAAUUGGAGAUCUUGAGAUUGCUUCCCAAGUGCAAGCACGCUUUUCAUGUGGAGUGCGUGGACAAAUGGCUGGACGAGCAUUCAUCUUGUCCGCUGUGCCGUCACAGGGUCGACCCCGAGGACAUGCUGCUCGCAGACGAUAUAACAGGGAGAAAGAGUGCAGCUUCUCCCAGAAACUCUACGGAUUUGGUUGAAGAUGGAAUAGAGUUUUUUGUGCAAAGGGAAAGCGAAGCUGAGCUGCAAAGGUCUUUCAGGUCCUCCUCCAGAUUUAGCAUAGAUAGAUUGGGGAGUUUGCGAAGGCAAACCAGCACCGGGAUGAAUAUUGACGCUCUCGGCAGCAGUCGGAAGGAGACCGUGGAUAUUGGCUGUCUGGAUAAAUUUGGAGGUAGCGGAAGGAAAGAUGAGCUUUUGCUCGCAGAAGCAGAAAUGGACGACUAUGAACGCUUUGUUCGCAGAUUCUCGCAUCGCAUAAUAGUGUCCGAUGUAAUUUUCCAGCGGCGAUGGAGCGACUUCAAGCCGUCCGAUUUAGAGUUCUUCGACUCUAAGCUCCUCAGGGCGAGCAGCAGCCGCCGUUCAGAUCGAAAUAUUUCUCAGCUGCCCGAAGCACAACCCUAUUUUCCGCAUUCCAGUCACGGGUUCGAAUCCACACCGCGGCAUCCUGGCAGACGAGCCGCCGGCGCCUCUGAUAAGAUUUCCAAGAUGAAGGACGAGAUGGAAAGAAAACGGAAACUGGAUAAGCAAGCCAUCAGAUUGAAAAGCUUGUCUUCAUCCUCUGCCUCAAGAUUAGAAUUUGCAAAGACUAAUAAGCAGUCGACAUGGAGAGAAGAUGAUUCUCGUGGAAGAUUACUGGACUCUAACUCCCCCCGGCGAUCAAUGUCUGAAAUUACUUCCUUGGACAGGGUAAGGCAGAAUCGAACUGCGAACAUUCUUCCUCUGGUUUCUAAAGAAACCGCCAUUCCUACUAAAGACGAGGAGAUGUUGAAAACAUGGUUGUCAAUUGCGCGGCGAACUCUGCUCUGGUUUGCCGGUAGGGAAAAACGAAAUGCUGCUUCUAGUUAUUCUAACAAAGACGGCCUUUCUACUACCUAAUCCAUCAAUUGUUGUUCUUUCCUGUUUUAGAUUUAGUUUGGAACUGCGGAUUCAUAAUUGUCAAAUCUCCGCUGUAUCCCAAAAAUUCCUAAAAUUAAUUCACAUGCAAGCCCUGUACAAUAUUAAUUAGUUUUCUCAUUUCUGAUACAGGCAUUUGCCACCACAAGAUGAAAAUUUUAGUUUUUAAAGCGAUUAUGUACAUUGUAAAGCACACACAGAAAAUAAACAUAUUCGCCCAAUGGGAAUUUAA
This is a messenger RNA of Cryptomeria japonica (Japanese cedar), 2417 nucleotides long. Its product is annotated as RING-H2 finger protein ATL43. The record is from RefSeq and is a predicted model, not a curated record. The transcript has a single exon. Bases 662 to 2167 code for a protein of 501 amino acids. Lineage: Eukaryota; Viridiplantae; Streptophyta; Pinopsida; Cupressales; Cupressaceae.